Molecule: messenger RNA, 1472 nt
Organism: Hibiscus syriacus
Lineage: Eukaryota; Viridiplantae; Streptophyta; Magnoliopsida; Malvales; Malvaceae
Product: heat shock factor protein HSF24-like
Exons: 2
Coding region: 365-1249 (294 amino acids)
Biological process (GO): regulation of transcription by RNA polymerase II
Cellular component (GO): nucleus
Molecular function (GO): RNA polymerase II cis-regulatory region sequence-specific DNA binding; DNA-binding transcription factor activity
Source: RefSeq, a predicted model, not a curated record
GCGUCUUCCUCCCUUUAUAAACAACCCACCUACAACAAUCUGCAAAAGAGAUUGAGAAUCCAAAGUUUCUUUUUUUUUCCACCAUCAAAGUUAUGGUCUUGUUUAGUGUUGUUAACUAAUGGAAAUUGAUACGAACAAACGCAGCGACAACCUCGUUCACUCUCGAUUCUUUCUCUCUGGGUUCUAUUGCUGGGGUUGGGAAUUCUUGACCGCUCUUCUUCUCUUUAGUUUUUCUGCCUAAAUCACCACCUUCUUUUUCUUGUAAUUUUUGUCUUGUAAUCAUAAUUCUUUGUUACGAUCCUUUUUCUUUUUUCUUUUUGGGUUUUACGUAAUACUUUGGGAGGGGUUUGGUCAAUCGGAACAUAUGGCGCAAAGGUCAGUUCCGGCGCCGUUCUUGAUAAAAACGUACCAGCUGGUGGAUGAUCCGGUCACCGACGACGUGAUUUCGUGGAAUGAAAACGGCACGUCUUUUGUCGUUUGGAAGACUGCUGAUUUUGCAAAGGAUUUGCUUCCCAAUUAUUUCAAGCACAACAACUUUUCCAGCUUCGUCCGUCAGCUCAACACUUACGGAUUUCGAAAGGUUGUUCCAGACAAAUGGGAAUUUGCCAACGAGAACUUCAAGCGAGGGCACAAGGAGCUCUUGUCGGAAAUCCGUCGCCGGAAGACGGUGACAACAUCGACGGCUAACACUCCUGCGAACGGAAAACCAACUGGUGCGAAUCCUUCCUCCCCAACAAACUCUGGUGAUGAUCUAGGGUCCACCUCCACGUCUACAUCACCGGAUUCAAAGAAUCCGGGAUCGGUGGAAACGAAGCCGGCAGCCAUGACUGGAUUCGCCGAUUUAUCGGACGAGAACGAGAAACUGAAAAAGGAUAACGAGAUGCUGAGCUCAGAGCUGGCGCAAGCCAAGAAGCAGUGCAACGAGCUUGUCGCGUUUCUAACUGAAUGCGUGAAGGUAGGGCCUGAUCAGAUUAAUCGCAUCAUGCGGCAAGGAAGCUUUGGGUCUACCCAUGAUGGCGAUGCUGGUGGCAGUUGCUACGGUGACGAUGACAAUGAUGCUGACGAAAACGGCGAAGACGAAGAAGGAAACGGAAGUUUGAAACUGUUUGGGGUAUGGUUGAAAAGCACGGGAAAGAAGCGGGCACGCGAUGGGAAAAUCCUGUACGGUGGGCCACACGCUAAAGAGAUGAAGACUGUCGAUUAUGACCACGUGGCUAUGGCGAUGAAAAGCGGUAGGGUUUGCAACUGAGCCAACUGGUCAAAAUCGAUGGUUUCCUAAAAUUAUAAUUAGGAAUGAAAUUAAAAAGUUUUAUUUUAUAAUUUUAGGAAGUUAGUAAUUUUAUGAAUAAAUAAAAUAUGUAUAUUUGUAGUUUCUCUUUACAAGUAAGGUGGGUCAAAUAGUCAGCAACUGUGAGAUGCAAAUGGUCCUUCAACUUUGCUUUUAAUGCUACAAAUUGUCGUUUAUUUUUCAA